Molecule: messenger RNA, 9527 nt
Organism: Periophthalmus magnuspinnatus
Lineage: Eukaryota; Metazoa; Chordata; Actinopteri; Gobiiformes; Gobiidae
Gene: flncb
Product: filamin C, gamma b (actin binding protein 280)
Exons: 50
Coding region: 299-8746 (2815 amino acids)
Biological process (GO): actin cytoskeleton organization
Molecular function (GO): actin filament binding
Source: RefSeq, a predicted model, not a curated record
AAGCGUCAGCUUGUCAGGGCACUUCAGUCCCGGCGUACACGCUGCGCCUCAGCGCCCGAGCGCCAAGUGUGUCCACUGGAAAGAACCGACAUUCUUCUUAGUUAGUUUUCUCAUCUGAACUCCACAUGACUCGGCCGGCUGGGAGGACUAGUUGAGUGUCCUUGGUUAAGGUUUUAACUUUCUUAAAGUUUUCGACUGUUAACUGGAUCGUCACUGCCCCCUUUGCUCCACUUUUUUCCAAUUUUUUCUUCUUUUUUCUGGUUUUCCACUCAGUUUUGAGCUAUAAAAGGGCGGCACCAUGAUGAAUAACGGCAGCUACUUCGAGCCGCAGCCACCGCUGUUUUACCAGGGCACGGACCUCGGGGACGAGGAGGAAGAGGAGAUGCCUGCCACCGAGAAAGACCUGGCGGAGGACGCGCCGUGGAAGAAGAUCCAACAGAACACGUUCACCAGGUGGUGCAACGAACACCUCAAGUGCCUGAACAAGCGCAUCAAUGACCUGCAGAAAGACCUGAGCGACGGCCUCAAGUUGAUCGGACUGCUGGAGGUGCUGAGUCAGAAGAAGAUGUAUCGGAAGUACCACGCCAGACCAAACUUCAGGCAGAUGAAGCUGGAGAACGUGUCUGUGGCGCUGGAGUUUUUAGAAAGGGAACACAUAAAGCUCGUGUCUAUAGAUUCUAAAGCCAUUGUAGAUGGGAACCUAAAGCUAAUCCUGGGUCUAAUAUGGACCCUGAUCCUUCACUACUCUAUCUCCAUGCCCAUGUGGGAUGAUGAAGAUGAUGAAGAUGCCAAGAAGCUAACCCCAAAACAGCGUCUGCUGGGCUGGAUCCAGAACAAAGUGCCUCAACUCCCCAUCACUAACUUUCACCGAGACUGGAGGGAUGGAAAGGCCUUGGGAGCUCUGGUGGACAACUGUGCACCAGGUUUAUGUCCAGACUGGGAAACAUGGGAUCCCAGUCAGCCUGUGGAGAACGCCAGAGAGGCCAUGCAGCAGGCUGAUGACUGGCUUGGAGUGCCACAGGUCAUUGCUCCUGAAGAAAUUGUUGAUCCUAAUGUGGAUGAGCAUUCAGUCAUGACCUACCUGUCCCAGUUCCCCAAAUCUAAAUUAAAGCCUGGUGCUCCACUGAAGGCAAAGACACUUCACCCCAAAAGGGCCAAAGCUUAUGGGCCAGGUAUUGAGCCACUAGGAAAUAUGGUUUUGAAACCUGCUGAAUUUUUAGUUGAAACUGUGGAGGCUGGACUGGGAGAGGUUAUAGUCUAUGUAGAAGACCCAGAAGGACACACCGAAGAGGCCAGAGUCAUCCCAAACAAUGACAAGAGCAGGUCCUAUUCUGUGGUAUAUCUGCCCAAAGUUGAGGGACUACAUAAGGUAAAGGUGUUGUUUGCUGGACAAGACAUAGACAGAAGUCCUUUCAUGGUUACAGUUUCAAAAGCAAUGGGUGAUCCUACCAGAGUCCAGGCUCGUGGGCCGGGACUUCAGCCGGCGGGCAAUGUGGCCAACAAGCCCACAUACUUUGACAUUUACACAGCAGGGGCCGGAGCUGGAGAUGUGGGUGUUAUUAUUGUGGACUCUAAUGCACGCAGGGACACAGUGGAGAUAGUUCUGGAGAACAAAGGGGACAGUAUUUUCCGCUGCACCUAUGUUCCUGUUUUGGAAGGUGCUCACACAGUUUAUGUGACUUUUGCUGGACAACAGAUUCCUAAAAGUCCAUACACUGUUCAUAUCUCUGAAGUUUCACAGAGAAGCCCCUCAGCUGGGUCCCCUGUGCAGGCUAUGCCUGAGUCUGUGCGCACUCCACCCGCAGACAAGACCCGAAGAGCUCCCCCUCCAACCCCUCCCAAACCCAGGCGACCAACUUGUAAUCCAAAUGCAUGUCGGGCGUCUGGCAGAGGCCUGCAGCCAAAGGGUGUGAGGGUUAAAGAAGUGGCAGAUUUCAAAGUUUACACAAAAGGAGCUGGUAGCGGCGAGCUCAAUGUCACUGUGAAAGGACCAAAGGGGCUGGAUGAACCGGUCAAGGUAUUGGAGUUGGAGAAUGGGUUGUAUGAGUGUAACUAUUACCCUGUCAACACGGGCAAAUACAUAGUUACAAUCACCUGGGGAGGACACAGCAUACCACGCAGCCCGUUUGAGGUGCACGUCAGUGAGGAGGCUGGCCCUCAGAAAGUACGUGCUUGGGGUCCUGGUCUGGAAACAGGCAUGGUGGGAAAAAGUGCUGACUUUGUGGUAGAAGCCAUUGGUAUGGAGGUUGGAACGCUUGGUUUCUCCAUUGAGGGGCCAUCUCAAGCCAAGAUAGAGUGUGAUGAUAAAGGGGAUGGCUCAUGUGAUGUGCGCUACUGGCCCACUGAAGCUGGGGACUAUGCUGUUCAUGUCAUAUGUGACGAUGAGGACAUUAAAGACAGUCCCUUCAUGGCACAUAUUCUCCCAGCUGCUUCCAGCAUCUUUCCAGAAAAGAUAAAUUGCUAUGGCCCAGGUCUGGAACCGAUAGGCUGCAUUGUCAACAAACCUGCUGAUUUUACUAUUGAUACACAUGGAGCUGGUGGAGGAGAACUGAAGUUGUAUGCACAGGAUGCAGAAGGUUUUCCAAUUGACAUCCAGAUCACAGAUAAUGGUGAUGGCACCUACUUUUGUGUCUACAUUCCUACAAAGCCUAUUAAACACACAAUAAUCAUAACAUGGGGUGAAGUCAAUGUCCCCAGAAGUCCCUUCAGGGUGACUAUUGGUGAAGGCAGUCACCCAGAGAAUGUGAAAGUGUAUGGUCCAGGGGUUGAACAGUUUGGACUAAAGUCUAAUGAGCCGACUUAUUUCACUGUGGACUGCAGUGAGGCUGGACAAGGUGAUGUCAGUAUUGGGAUUAAAUGUGCUCCCGGGGUGGUUGGUCCUAUAGAGGCUGAUAUCGACUUUGACAUAAUUAAAAAUGACAACGACACAUUUACUGUGAAGUAUAUACCCCCGGGUCCUGGACAAUACACCAUUAUGGUUCUGUUUGCUGAUCAGGAAAUCCCAGUUAGCCCUUUCAGAAUAAAGGUAGAGCCUUCUCACGAUGCAGCAAAGGUCAGAGCUGAAGGACCAGGACUCAACAAGACGGGAGUUGAAGUAGGAAAACCGACUCACUUUAACAUUUACACAAAAGGAGCAGGAAAAGCUACACCUGAAGUUUACUUUUCUGGGACAGUUAAGAGUGAAGCUGUGCGUGACUUUGAGAUAAUUGACAAUCAUGAUUACUCUUACACUGUCCGUUACACUGCUAUUCAACAGGGUAACAUGUCUAUCACAGUAUGUCAUGGUGGAGACCCUAUCCCUAAGAGCCCAUUCAACAUCACUGUGGCUCCUCCUCUUGACCUCAACAAGGUCAAAGUCCAGGGUCUAAAUAACAAAGUGGAUGUUGGGAAGGAUCAGGAGUUCACAGUUUGCACUAGAGGAGCUGGAGGUCAAGGGAAACUAGAUGUCAAAAUAACUUCUCCAUCGCGACGGCCAAUCCCGUGCAAACUUGAGUCUGGCACCAGCAAUGAAAUGUACACAAUAAAUUACAUCCCACCAGAGGAGGGCACCUAUAGAGUGGACAUCUCUUAUGAUGGGAACCCAAUUCCUGGUAGCCCAUUUCCUGUGGAAGGUGUCAUGCCUCCAGACCCUUCAAAGGUGCGAGCCUAUGGUCCUGGACUUGAAGGUGGCGUGGUGGGUAAACCUGCACCAUUUGCCAUUGACACAAAAGGGGCUGGAACAGGGGGUCUUGGUCUGACAGUGGAGGGGCCAUGUGAAGCUAAGAUUGAAUGUCAGGAUAAUGGAGAUGGGUCCUGCUCAGUGUCCUACCUGCCCACUGAGCCUGGAGAAUACUCCAUCAACAUAUUGUUUGCAGACCAGCACAUCCCUGGGUCCCCUUUCAAAGCAACUGUGCUGCCAGCGUUUGACCCCAGCAAGGUGACCGCCAGUGGUCCGGGUCUGGAGCGGGGAAAAGUCAACGAGGAUGGCUUCUUCACUGUGGACUGCUCAAAAGCUGGAGACGCAGAGCUCACCAUUGAGAUCAUCUCAGACUCUGGGGCCAAAGCUGAGGUCCAUGUGCAGAACAACAGCGAUGGCACCUACUCCAUCACAUACAUCCCACAGUUUCAGGGAAUGUACACCAUUACCAUCAAAUAUGGAGGACAGUCUGUGCCAAACUUCCCCACACGACUGCAGGUGGAUCCAGCCGUUGACACCAGCGGCGUCAUGGUGUACGGGCCAGGAGUCGAACCUAGAGGCCUCUUGAAGGAGGUGACCACACAUUUUACUGUAGAUGCAAGAGUUAAUUGCAAAACAGGGGGAAACCACAUUAAGGUGGGCAUCUCGAAUCCCUCAGGCAUCACCACAGAUGCCUUCAUUACAGACAAAGGUGAUGGCACCUACAGAGUGGAGUAUACGCCAUAUGAAGAUGGUUUGCAUCUUAUUGAAGUAUUGUAUGAUGACGUGCCAGUGCCCAACAGUCUGUUCAGAGUUGUAGUCACUGAGGGUUGUGACCCCAGUCGAGUGCGUGCUUAUGGCCCUGGUCUGGAAGAGGGACUUGUGAACAAACCAAACCGUUUCACUGUGGAGACAAGGGGGGCUGGCACUGGAGGUUUGGGCUUAGCCAUUGAGGGUCCCUCUGAAGCAAAGAUGUCAUGUAAGGACAACAAAGACGGCAGCUGCAGUGUGGAGUACAUCCCAUUUACCCCUGGAGAAUAUGACGUCAACAUUACCUUUGGAGGACUGCCUAUCCCUGGGAGUCCAUUUCGGGUGCCUGUGAGGGAGGUGGUGGACCCAAGUAAAGUCCGGUGCUCAGGUCCAGGACUUGGAAAUGGGGUCCGGGCCCAGGUUCCCCAGACCUUCACUGUUGACACCAGCAAAGCUGGGAUGGCCCCAUUAGAGGUUCUCUUGUAUGGGCCAACAGGUCUAACAGAACCAGUGAGCAUCACAGACAAUGGGGACGGUACUUACACAGUGAACUACACACCUGCCCUUGAUGGUCCAUACUCAGUGUGUGUCAAAUAUGCUGAUCAGGAAGUCCCUCGCAGCCCUUUCAAAAUAAAGACACUUCCUGCUCACGAUGCCAGUAAAGUUCGUGCUAGUGGUCCGGGCUUGAAUUCUUCAGGGGUCCCAGCCAGUUUACCUGUGGAGUUCACUAUUGAUGCUAGGGAUGCAGGCGAGGGACUGCUCACUGUUCAAAUACUGGAUCCUGAUGGGUGCACUCGUGAAGCCUCUGUUUAUGUGGAGGACUGGGGCAGGAGGGUGUGGGAGACUCAUAUAGCAAAAGGCACCAUCCCCUUCCAUAUUCUUAAGAAAGGCAGUGAUCCUGAGGGGAAACCUAAGAAGGCAAAUAUACGAGACAACCGGGAUGGGACCUAUACAGUCUUUUAUGUCCCUGACAUGACUGGACGCUACACCAUCACUAUCAAGUAUGGAGGAGAUGAGAUUCCAUAUUCACCAUACCGCAUCCAUGCCAUUCCCUCAGGAGAUGCCAGCAAAUGUCUGGUCACAGUGUCUAUCGGAGGACAUGGACCAGGUUCAGGAGUAAGCCCGACCAUUCAGAUAGGUGAGGAGACAGUCAUCACUGUGGAUGCAAAGGCUGCUGGGAAAGGCAAAGUGACUUGUAAAGUGUCCACACCUGAUGGAGCUGAGCUGGAUGUGGAUGUAGUUGAGAAUGCAGAUGGGACCUUUGACAUUUACUACACAGCACCAGAGCCUGGGAAAUAUGUGAUCACAAUCCGAUUUGGAGGGGAACACAUCCCCAACAGCCCCUUUCAUGUAGUGGCCUGUGAAACUAUCCCAAUGACUGAAGAACCAUGUGACAAGCUUCAAAUACCUCCGCCCUACUCUCCUUAUUUGGGCUUAUCCCCUUCAUGGGCCACUGAUGAUCCUGCCAGUGUUGUGGAUGGGAUGGACGCUGUGCUCCGCCCCUUCAGCCUAGUAAUUCCUUUCACUGUGCAAAAAGGAGAGAUCACGGGUGUUGUGCGGAUGCCCUCUGGUCGAACUGCCUGUCCCUACAUCACGGAUAACAAAGAUGGCACUGUGACUGUGAAAUACUCUCCUACUGAAAGGGGCCUGCACGAGAUGGACAUCAAGUAUGAUGGAAACCACAUCCCAGGAAGUCCACUCCAGUUUUAUGUGGAUGCCAUUAACAGUGGUCAUGUCACAGCAUAUGGUCCUGGUUUAAGUCAUGGUAUGGUAAACAGACCGGCUGCUUUCACUAUUGUUACCAAGGACGCAGGGGAAGGUGGUCUGUCACUGGCUGUGGAAGGUCCCUCUAAAGCAGAAAUCAGCUGUAAAGACAACAAAGAUGGAACAUGCACAGUUUCCUACUUGCCCACUGCACCCGGGGACUACAACAUUAUUGUCAAGUUUGAUGAUAAACACAUCCCAGGCAGCCCUUUUACUGCUAAGAUCACAGGAGAUGACUCUAUGAGAAUGUCUCAGCUGAACGUUGGCACAGCAACAGAUGUGUCCCUAAAGAUCACAGAGACAGACUUGAGCAGUUUGACCACAAGCAUUAGAGCUCCAUCUGGAAAUGAGGAGCCUUGUCUGCUCAAAAGACUGCCAAACCGCCACAUUGGCAUUUCUUUCACACCAAAAGAAGUGGGAGAACAUGUGGUGAGUGUGAAGAAGAAUGGGAAGCACGUGACCAACAGCCCAUUUAAAAUCAUGGUUGGACAAUCAGAGAUUGGUGAUGCAAGCAAGGUCAAAGUGUACGGCCAGGGCCUAGUGGAGGGCCACACUCUGGAGAUGGCAGAGUUCAUUGUUGAUACCAGAAAUGCAGGCUAUGGAGGUUUGGGGCUGUCUAUUGAAGGUCCUAGUAAAGUGGACAUUAACUGUGAGGAUGUGGAGGACGGGACGUGUAAAGUCACGUACUGUCCCACCGAGCCUGGAAACUACAUCAUUAACAUUAAGUUUGCUGACCAGCAUGUUCCAGGAAGUCCAUUCACAGUCAAAGUGUUUGGAGAGGGUCGGAUGAAGGAAAGCAUCACCAGAAGGCGACAAGCUCCUUCUAUUGCCACUGUGGGCAGCACCUGUGAUCUCAACCUCAAAAUCCCAGGAAACUGGUUUCAGAUGGUUUCAGCUCAGGAGCGUGUGACUCGGACUUUCACUCGCAGCAGCCACACAUACACACGCACAGAGCGCACAGAGAUCAGUAAAACUCGUGGAGGUGAGACCAAGAGGGAGGUCCGAGUGGAGGAGAGCACCCAGGUGGGAGGAGACCCAUUCAGGGAUGUGUUUGGAGACUUCCUGGGCCGUGAUGCUCUCAGUGGAUUCAGUGGGAUGCCAGCUGGUAGCAGACCACCGCUUCAGGAUGGUGAGGUGGCGAACCAGGAAAUGACAGCUCAGGUGACCAGUCCCAGUGGCAAAACUGAGGAGGCCGAGAUCAUCCGAGGAGAGGACAGCACAUACAGUGUCCGCUUCAUCCCUCAGGAAAUGGGACCUCACACAGUCAGUGUCAAAUACAGGGGGCAGCACGUCCCUGGCAGCCCCUUCCAAUUUACUGUAGGACCCCUGGGUGAGGGAGGGGCACAUAAAGUCCGAGCAGGGGGCACCGGUCUGGAUAGAGGAGUGGCAGGGAUCCCAGCGGAGUUCAGUAUUUGGACCCGAGAGGCAGGGGCUGGCGGUCUGUCCAUCGCUGUAGAGGGGCCCAGCAAGGCCGAGAUCACCUUUGAAGAUAGAAAAGACGGAUCAUGUGGUGUGUCCUAUGUAGUUCAGGAGCCUGGAGAUUAUGAGGUAUCUAUUAAAUUUAAUGAUGAGCACAUCCCAGAUUCUCCUUUUAUUGUCCCGGUCGCUACACUGUCAGACGAUGCCCGCCGCCUCACAGUAACCAGUUUGCAGGAGAUGGGAUUAGUGGUGGGUCAGGAAGCCUCUUUUGCUGUGCAACUGAAUGGAGUCAGAGGGCUAGUUGAUGCCAAAAUCCACACACCAUCUGGAGCUAUAGAAGAAUGUUAUAUAACAGAACUAGAUAAAGACCAGUAUGCUAUCAGGUUUGUCCCUCGAGAAAAUGGAGUCCAUUCAAUUGACGUGCGCUUCAAUGGCAGCCAUAUUCCUGGAAGUCCCUUUAAGAUCCGAGUAGGAGACUUAGGGCAGGUUGGUGAUCCAGGGAUGGUGUCUGCUUUUGGGGCUGGACUGGAGGGUGGGAUCACAGGUGUGGCAGCUGAGUUUGUCGUAAACACAUGCAAUGCGGGCGCAGGAGCUCUGUCUGUGACUAUUGAUGGGCCAUCCAAAGUGAAGAUGGACUGCCAGGAGUGUCCUGAAGGCUACAAGGUCUUCUACACGCCCAUGGCUCCAGGAAGCUACCUGAUCUCUAUUAAAUAUGGAGGACCUCAGCACAUUGUGGGUAGCCCAUUCAAGGCUAAAGUUACAGGGCCGCGUCUUUCUGGUGGCCAUAGUCUUCAUGAAACUUCUUCAGUUCUUGUGGAAACGGUUUCUAAGUCCUCAACAGUGGGCGGGGCUUUCAGCUCUUUGCCCAAAUUCUCUUCAGAUGCUAGCAAGGUCACCUCCAGAGGCGCAGGACUUUCAAAAGCUUUUGUUGGUCAGAAGAAUGCGUUUACAGUGGACUGCAGCAAAGCAGGUACAAACAUGUUGAUGGUUGGUGUGCAUGGGCCAAAGACGCCGUGUGAGGAGGUGUAUGUGAAGCACAUGGGCAACAGGAUGUACAAUGUCACCUACACUGUCAAAGAGCAGGGCAGCUACAUCCUCAUAGUCAAGUGGGGCGACGAGCACAUCCCAGGAAGCCCAUUUCAUGUUACUGUCCCUUAAAAAUCUGUUUUGGUCUUCUUCUGAGACCCAAUGAACUGUAUUUUGUUCUUCCCAUGGAGACGAUUGUUAAUACUGCUGUAGGACUGCUGCCUCAGUUUCAGACGCUGCACCGGUUUGUAGUGUCUGUCUGAUGGAAUUAAAAUGUGGAAGAGCAUUCAUCAAUUCACUCAUUUCAACACAAACCCUGUUUCCACAGCUACAAUACAAGCCUAUAUCAGCAUUCCUGUCACAAGAUGAAUUAAUUUCAUUUAACCAGCAACAGUGAAUGAUUGAGUAGAGGCAGUGACUACUCAUUAUAUGCGUAGUGAUAUUUGAGCUUGAUUGGGCUAAAAUAUUACGCAGCUUCAAACUAUUGCAGAUAAAUCAGAAAAUGUUCCUUAAUUUUUACAAACCUCUUCAACUGAAUGUGGUAAAACCUGUGUGUAAACCAAUGAUCCUGAGCUGUGACUUUGGUCAUCUAUUGAUUUUUUAUUGUAUUUAUUUUCAGAAUUUUUUUCUUGUUUCAUUAUUUUGACAGAAUGGUCUUAUAUGAAGAAUGUAAGCUGAAUUUUCUGCUGAGGUGAAAGCUGAUGACAAUUCAUUUUUUAAGCUAUAAGAAUACAAGUGUGCAGGGGCAUCACCUUAUUCUGGGAAAGUUGAAAUUGUGAUGUUGCAGCAGAAUUAUUAGAGAGUGACAUUUUAUAGUAAUUUUCUAUGUAUCAAAAUCUGUGAAUUGUUUGAUAUACAACUUUGAGUCUGGUGAGAUUGUGCAGGCAUAAUAAAGGGUAUUUGCUUACUAAAA